Cladocopium goreaui is the source of this 245-nucleotide messenger RNA. The record is from the annotation of a GenBank genome assembly. Lineage: Eukaryota; Dinophyceae; Suessiales; Symbiodiniaceae.
GCUCCAACGUGCUUCCGGGAGAAGGAGUUGACACCGACUAUCCCGUGAUGCGGCUGGCCAUCGACAUCGUUUUAGGUGUGCUCUGUGGCUUGGCUGGUGGUACCUGGGUCAGAUGCCAUUCCUACACUGCCGGGGUCUUGAAGCGCUGGCGCCUGCGAGAAGCACCGCUGCCGCAGGUGGCAGCCUGGAGCUCGGAUCGGCACGGUGCUGCCGGUGCCCCCAUCACGGCCGAAAUGGAUCAGUGA